AGGCACCGCUCAGACGCCAUGCAAAUUGGUGCAAGUCAGUGCAUCACGUGUAAGUACCGUCCAGGAUUUCUGUGAUGUCUAUCCCUCGGUACGCGAGGUCGACAUGAGUGGCGAGUCGGCGCUUCAUCGUAAGAUGUAUUACUUAGACGUUUCUCUAGAAAUUCCAUCGGAUCCUGAUCUAAUAGUGUCUCCUGUGUAUCUCAAGAAGAAUAUUUUGGAAGCCGUCCGAUCGCUGUUCGGAGAGGAAGGAGCCAAGAGUUCUGUAGACAUUCUAAAGCUCUCUCCUGAAAAGCGUAGAUUUGUUCUACGCUGUUCACGUAACAGUUACGUCCGAUUACGAGCGAGUCUGACUCUGAGUACAAAAUACGAGGGAAAGACUUGCGUGUACACAGUUCAUCGAGCAUCACCGAAUUUAUUGUCAUUCACUGCUGACAGUAGAACGUUCCAGCACGGAGAAGUCCCUUUUGAUUCUUCGCCAUGCCAAUGAUAUAUAAAGAGGGUAAGG
This is a messenger RNA of Atta colombica, 505 nucleotides long. RefSeq lists its product as uncharacterized. Lineage: Eukaryota; Metazoa; Arthropoda; Insecta; Hymenoptera; Formicidae. Gene Ontology annotation, biological process: tRNA 5'-leader removal. Gene Ontology annotation, cellular component: ribonuclease P complex. The coding region runs from base 104 to 487 and encodes 127 amino acids. The transcript has 2 exons. The record is from RefSeq and is a predicted model, not a curated record.